CUGGCCCAGGGUAGCCUAGAUGUUCCCGGAACUACAGUGCGGGAAAGAACAGUGAGGGUGUGUGCAGAGGGUGUGUGCUGGCCGAGGAACCCCGCAGACGUGGCAGGCAGCUCCGGGUAGGGACUGGGCUAGAGCAGGGAGCUCUACCUUUGCUGGUAUCCAGUCCCAAGAGAACUCAGCGCCAGCCCUGGACGAUGCACCAGGAUGGUUACUAUCCUCCGCCUUCUCCACUUGUGAAUGGUUCCUUGGAUCAGGAGCCUCUGAGGCAGCUCCCUGAUAUGUCCCCUCGAGGUGGUGGCGGGCUGCCACUGCUUGCUGCCAUCACCGCUGCCUUUGUCCUGCUAGCGAUCUGCAUUGUGCUGGUGGUUCACCUUGGGCCUACGCUGCACCAGGGCAGUGCUACUCUCCUCACAGAGCCACCAGUCCUGAAGCCAGAGAACGGCAUUUAUCUUAUCCACUGGCGGCUGCUGAGCCUACAGGACAGUCACAGAGAAAGCCAGCAGGGACUUUUUAUCCCUCACUCUUGCCCUGCCCUAGAAGGGCACAGAUCCAGCAUCGAUGAAGUCACAUAUCUGUAGGAGGGUGAUUUGGACGUGGCCUGGCUGGUCUCAGACAAGAAGCUGGACUGGAAAGUGAACUGAAGCCAGGGUAUCAGAGCUACAGACUGCCUCUGGACUCCUCUGGAGCUGUCCUCCUACUUAACAAGAAUGCAGCGUCAUGGUAACAAGAAAAGCCACUUGAGGAUCUUGCCUGGAGACAUGGUGCCAAGGUCAUCCUUACAAGGUUCCCCUCAGGGACCUCCAGAACCUUCUCAGAGUGCCAUUCCCUUCUUGCACCUCUGAUCUCCAACCCUCUUGAAGUAAAGUGAAGAUUCCAUCUCUGAGCAGAGGUCUGCAAUGAAGGCCCUGCAUUCACACACUGCUGGUCCACGGAGAGCUAAGGCAAGGGACCUGGGGU
Molecule: messenger RNA, 957 nt
Organism: Rattus rattus (black rat)
Lineage: Eukaryota; Metazoa; Chordata; Mammalia; Rodentia; Muridae
Gene: Smim33
Product: small integral membrane protein 33
Exons: 2
Coding region: 195-578 (127 amino acids)
Source: RefSeq, a predicted model, not a curated record